Prorocentrum cordatum is the source of this 332-nucleotide messenger RNA. The record is from the annotation of a GenBank genome assembly. Lineage: Eukaryota; Dinophyceae; Prorocentrales; Prorocentraceae.
GCAGAUCCCCCGAUCGCGCGGGCCAACCACAGCUACGCAUACCUCAGCCAGCACAUACCGCUGCGUAGCACCAGCAAGCUGCUCGAAGACGACGCACGUCAACUGCAGGAUGCAGAACGCACCGGCUCUGCGCAGCAAGCACGCGCCAAGCGCGCGCAGUCGACCGGUCGGGCGGCCACCGCUGCAGCAGCUCCUCGCAAUGAUCUCAACCUCACGGACAUGGGGAAGCACGCGCACAUGUCCGACCCCUCGCAGUCAUGGCACGGCGGCGGAGGCUGGGACCCCCAGCAGUCAUGGGAUUCGUGGAUGAGCGACCCAUGGCCAGAGCGCAG